AUGCCAGUAUUUCAUACAAAAACAAUCGAGUCUAUUUUGGACCCAGUUGCACAACAGGUCUCUAAACUAGUAAUUCUUCAUGAAGAAGCUGAAGAUGGCAUACCUAUGCCCGACCUUCAACAACCAGUCAGGUCUGUUAGUAAUGCCGUUUCAAAUUUGGUCAAGGUCGGUAGAGAGACAAUUAACAGUUCCGAUGACCCCAUUUUACGCCAAGACAUGCCAGCUGCACUCGUCAGAGUGGAAAGAUCUUCCAAAUUAUUGGAAGAGGCUAGCGACAUGCUUAAACACGACCCAUUCUCUUCACCAGCGAGAAAACGAUUGAUUGAGGGUAGCGGAGGUAUUCUACAGGCUACUUCAGCUCUUCUGUUAUGUUUCGAUGAAUCUGAAGUUAGAAAAAUUAUCAAGGAGUGUCAUAGGGUUCUGGAUUACCUCGCAGUGGCAGAAGUUAUUGAAACUUUAGACGAGCUUGUUCAAUUUUUAAGAGAUUUGAGCCCAUGUCUUAGCAAAGUUUCCAGGGAAGUUAGUGCCAGAGAAAAAGAGCUUACACACCAAGUCCAUUCGGAAAUAUUGGUGAGAUGUUUAGAGCAAGUAAAAACUUUAGCUCCGAUACUAAUUUGUUCCAUGAAAAUUUACAUUCACAUCGUAUCCCAAGGAGGAAAAGGUGCCGAAGAAGCGGCAGAAAACAGAAAUUAUUUAGCGCAAAGAAUGACAGACGAAAUUAACGAAAUCAUCAGAGUUUUGCAGCUCACCAGCUACGACGAGGAACAAUCCGAAUUAGACAAUCUUACCGUUUUGAAAAAACUUCAAAACGCUAUUUCUAAUAAGAUGAACGCAGCUAACGAUUGGCUUUUUGAUCCAAAUGCUGUCAGAGGUGGUGUGGGUGAAAAAUCUCUUAGACAAAUCAUCGAGGCGGCUCAAAAAGUAGCUGAAAGGUGCCUUCCCCAAGAUGCCCACACGAUCAACAAACUGUGUUCCGAUUUAACGACCAUGACUGACGCUCUCUGCGAACUCAGACAAGACGGCAAAGGGGCCACUCCUCAAGCCGAAUCUUUGGCAAGGGGCAUUAGAGAAAAAUUAGGCGGAUUACAGCAAGCCGUAUUGAACGCCGUAGUGGCAGUCGACAAGACGGGAUUGCAACAAACCGCGCACACUGUGCAAGGAAGAUUAGAGCAAGCAAGAAAAUGGCUGUCCAACCCUGGCCAUGACGACAAAGGUUUAGGAAGAAGAGCUAUCAACGCAAUUGUAGAAGAAGGACGAAAAGUCGCCGACGGACUACCAGGAGUCCAAAAAUCAGAAAUCCUCCAUCUCUGCGACGAAGUUGACGGUCUCACCCACCAAUUGGCAGACCUGUGCGCUCAAGGUCUCGGCAACACUCCCCAAGCGCAAGAAGUAGCCAGGAAAUUGUCGCAAAAGCUGCACGAACUGAAAGAGAAAAUUAACCAGGCCGUCGUUAAUCGAGUCGUGGAAGAUUUCAUCGAUAUCGUGACGCCUUUAAAACAGUUCACAGAGGCCGUUCUGGUUCCGGAAGGGACUCCGAACAGGGAUCAGAAUUUCUCCGAUAAAGCGGCGAAUUUGCAGCAGUUUUCGAACAGAGCCGUCAAGACCGCCAAAAUGGUGGCAGCUGGUGGCAGCUCUGGUAACAAAAAAUUAGCGGAGGCUCUCCAAAGCGCAGCUAACCAAGUUGAAAGUUUGACGCCUCAAUUAAUAUCUGCCGGAAGCAUUCGAAUGAACUAUCCCACAUCGAAGGCUGCCGACGAACAUUUCGAAAACCUGAGACAACAGUAUGCCGACACCUUAACUAGGGUGCGAAAUCUGUGCGAUGAAGCCACCGAUUCUGCAGAUUUCAUCAAAGCUUCAGAGGAACAGAUGAAGAAGCACACCUUCCUUUGCGAAGAGGGUAUCAAAAAUAGGCAGCCACAAAAGAUGGUGGACAACACUUCGGCGAUUGCUAGACUGGCAAACAGGGUGCUUUUGGUAGCUAAGCAAGAAUGUGAUAAUUCCGAGGAUCCUCAUUUCAUCGACAAUCUAAAUAGAGCGUCUGAUGAUCUACAAAAUGCUAUCCCUCCAAUGGUGCAAGAUGCUAAGCUAGUGGCUGUGAAUCCUGCAGAUUCGCAUUCUGCUUCUAGAUGGAGAGAUUCCAAUAGAGCUUUAUUAAACGCUGUUGGAAACAUUCGUCAAGCUGUUCAAAUCAAUCCAGAAUUACCUCCAUUACCAGAUAUCAAUUCGUUGAACUUGGAAACUGCACCAAGCCAUUACUUUAUUGACAAAGUUGGCGAGCCACUGCGAAAUACACCAACGCCUAGCAGGGAGCUAGGGGCUCUGAGCCCCACCAGCCAUCAGCAUGGGGGCCGUAUUAGCCCCUUGCCGAAAUGGGCUAGAGGCGACAAUUCUGAUUUGCUCUGUCAAGAACUAGCACCAAACUAUCAGGAAACAGAACAAGCUCCACCACGUCCUCCAUUGCCAUACGAUGGAGCUCCAGUUAGACCACCACCACCUCCUGAAACUGAUGAUGAAGACGAAGUGUUCAAAACUGCGCCGCUACCCAGUCAACCAAUUAUGGUUGCUGCACAUAAUUUGCAUAGAGAAGUCAGACAGUGGUCUGCAAAGGACAACGAACUUAUCGCUGCGGCACAAAGAAUGGCAAAAUUAAUGGCCAGAUUAUCAGAACUUGUUCACAACGAUGAUAAAGGAUCGAAGAGGGAACUUAUAGCCACAGCUAAGGCUAUCGCCGACGCUAGUGCUGACGUAACUCGUAUAGCUAAGCAGCUGGCUAGAGAAUGUACGGACAAAAGGAUCAGGACUAAUUUACUGCAAGUUUGCGAAAGGAUCCCCACCAUUGCUACUCAACUUAAAAUCCUUAGCACCGUUAAGGCAACUAUGUUGGGAUCUCAAGGUUCUGAAGAGGACCGUGAAGCGACCGAAAUGCUGGAAGGCAACGCCCAAAACCUGAUGCAGAGCGUCAAGGAAACUGUAAGAGCGGCUGAAAGCGCGAGCGUGAAGAUUCACGCCCAAACCCAUGGAAAAUUGAGAUGGGUGCGAAAACAACCAUGGUAUGCAUACGCUUAA
Messenger RNA from Psylliodes chrysocephalus, 3066 nucleotides. The record is from the annotation of a GenBank genome assembly. Lineage: Eukaryota; Metazoa; Arthropoda; Insecta; Coleoptera; Chrysomelidae.